Messenger RNA from Pyrenophora tritici-repentis Pt-1C-BFP, 3225 nucleotides. NCBI's taxonomy places the organism in Eukaryota, Fungi, Ascomycota, Dothideomycetes, Pleosporales, Pleosporaceae. The record is from RefSeq and is a predicted model, not a curated record.
AUGGCGGACUACAUACUCAAGAGGAAGAAGACCGGAUAUGUGUUCUCCGCCCAAGUCAAGAAAUCCCUUGAAGACCCUGCCGUGGAUGCCCCCGAUGGAACCCUGACAUAUACCCAAUUUGACGAUUAUUCCACUCGUUUAGCUCUCCAUCUCCGCAGCAUACUCACCGACAUCACCUCUGAUGAGAUUGUGCCCAUCUGUUUCGACAAAUCUACCUGGCUGGUCGUCUGCAUGAUGGCAGUGUCAAAAGCAGGCAUGGCCCACAGUCAGUCCAAGAGUGAUGUUAGUCGAGAAUUCUCCGGGACGGAUCUCAAGCUCGUGGCGAACGUGACCGAGAUAUGCAGCAGCGUCUCUGAUAGCGCCGAAGAUCCUGGAAAAGACAAUGAAGACCCCAGCCUGCCAGUCAACCAGCCAACCGAUCUCGCCUACGUGUGUUUCACCUCCGGAUCGACAGGUCUACCCAAAGUAGUUCAGCACACGCACAGCGGAGCCGUCUCCAACGUCGUCCACGGCCAUGGCUACGCAGCAGAGAGCCGCGUUCUGAAUUUCGCCUCGCAGGCUUUCGCCGCCAGCACUGUCACGACCCUCAAGACGCUGUGCAACGGAGGUUUACUCGUGCUACCACCGGAGAAAGAGCGCAUGGGUGGUAUCGCAAACUUCAUCACCAGAAAGGAAAUCACUAGAACGGUGCUUACGCCCACGUUACUCAAUCUUUUGAGCCCGGACGAUGUAAAGUGCCUGAAGUUUUUGACUGUAGGCGGCGAGCCUGUGACCCAGCGACUCAUCGACAUCUGGGCGCCGCGACUGUCGCUCGUAGAGGCGAUUGGCAUGACAGAGUUCAUGAGGGGUUGUGCGUGGAUUGUUGACGUAGAUGAUGCGGAUACGUUGGCGCCGAUUGGGGAGACGGGAGAAUUGCUUUUCGAGGGCCCAGGACUGUUCCAGGGAUAUAGGAACAACGACGAAGCAAACGCAAAGGCCUUGAUCGAGGAACCGCUUGCCUGGGCGAAGAAGAGAGGGGAAAAUAGACCGGUGAGGUUGUUCCGGACGGGAGACUUGGCAAAGUAUAUGGAGGAUGGCGUCGUGCAGAUCGUGGGGAGGGAGGACACGCGUGUCAAGUUGUACGGGCAGCGUUUCGAGCUUGGGGAGGUGGAAACGGCCAUGUUGGAUUGUCUGCCACCUGGUGUGAUUGUUGCGGUGGAGAUUGUGGAACCAGCGAAUGGCAACGGGCCUAUGCUCGUGGCCUUCAUCAAUGGUUUAUCUGGAGACUUUUCCACCGAGGCAAAACAUUUGAGAGAGCGACUUGCGACCAAAGCUCCGGAUUACAUGGUACCACGCGGACUGGUGGAGCUCGAGAAUCGACCAUUGAACGCGUCUGGAAAACUGGAUCGGAAGCUAUUGCGUCAAAGAGCUGCUGCGAUGCCAUUGAUUGAGCUGGUGAAGCAUACUGGCUCUUUGGAAAAGGCUGUGCCAGAGACACCAGAGGAAAAGGCUAUGCAACAGCUUUGGGCCACCUGCAUCAAGCUCAUUGCAGAAGCACGGAAGGGUGAUGUUGGUAUAUCUAUCGAAGAUAUCUUGCAGCACAGGACUCUCCAAGCCAUGAAUGCAGUGGCAAGUUUCGGAGUGAAUGACCAGUCGAACAAGCCAGGGAGUGAAGUUUCAACCUAUACGAUAGGUACAAUCGCCUCCACUUUCCCCCAAGACGAUGUUGAGGAGAUCGCUUUAGCGACAGAUUGGCAGGCUUGGUGUAUCGGCCAGGGUCUGCUCAAGCCCCAUGGCUGGCAUGAUUACAUGGUUUUCAAGUUCAAGAAGCCGCUGGACACUGACAAGCUGCGAAACGCCUGCCAGCAACUCGUCGAAAGACACGCCAUCCUACGGACGAUCUUCUCUGUCAAGGAAAGACAAGCCUUCCAGGUCAUUUUAAAAUCCAAGGCUUACCCAUUCCAAUUCGCUGUCAAGGAUUCAGUGGACGGCAAGGAUAUGGAUCAGGAUGUCGAAGAGACCAUCCAGCAAGACAUGAAGCGCCACACGCAACUUGGCGACCCUCUGGUAGCAUUCACGCUAGUCAAAGACGCCACAGACAGCAUGCACCAACUGAUCCUUCGGAUCUCUCACGCUCAGCCAUUGGAGGUCAUCCCAUUCACCAAGUUCUACGCCGAAGCAUCCCUGGCGAGUACCAAUUCCGAAUCCCACUGGAAAGAAGCCCUGACCAAUAGCUCAAUGAGCCAGUUGAGGACCCACACCCGCCCCAGCGUGAGCUGCCCCAUCAACAGCGUCGUCAAAGCCUCCAUUCCAUUAGUAGACCUGAACGCCUCUGGUUUCACGACCGCAACCGCCGUGUUCGCCGCAUGGUCUAUAGUCUUGUCGAAACUCACAGGUCAGGACUCCGUUGUAUUUGGUUACAUCAUCUCUGGACGACACCUGCCCAUGGCCAAGAUCUCAGAGGUUCUGGGCCCAUGCAUGAAUGUCCUGUCUUUGCACGCCAACGUCUCGUCGACUGGGCAAACCGCUUCACUUCUCAGCUCGAUCCAGAGCAGCUACCUCAAGUCGCUCCAGCAUGGCAACCUGGGACACCACCGCAUCAUAGAGAAGUGUACCAACUGGCCUCGGUGGACGCACUUCUCUUCCAUAGUUAACCAUCUCAGUUUCGCGUUUGUUGAUCCUCCAUUCUCUGAACACGGGGGGUGCGACUUCAAUGUUCAUGAGCCGGAGCAUGACAAGGCUGAUAUUUGGCUGCAAACCUUCGCUCAGGCUGAUGAGUUGGAGGUUGAAUUGAGAUAUUCGGCUGAGACUUUCUGCAAAGACUGGGUCAAGACGGUGCUGGACUACUUUACCACGGUAUACCAGCAGCUUCCUGAUGUAUUGGAACGCCAGAUCUCAGAGACCCUCCCGAAGACCAGUGUGACAGUGCCCCAAGAUGUUCCAGUCGACUGUCUACAGCAGAUGAAAGUGGACUCGCCGCCACUGCCAGAGUAUCCCAAGGCUUUGGAAGAGAUAGUCUUGUCGUCCUGGGAGUCGGUGCUAGGAGCUGACUUCAAGUCACAUCCUGGAUUCACGCAUCAGACGCCGUUUUAUGAGAUCUGGGGCAAUGGAAUCGCCGCUGCUGCGUUGGCUUCUGAAUACUCAAAGAGGGGGUAUUCUGUCAGUAGUGAAGAGGUGCUAGAUUUCCCAUCUGUUGGAGAAACUGUUGCUCAUCUGUUGACACGUACGAAGAGCGAGAGCCCAUGA